GCAGGCACACCACGUCUCCGGCCCUGUCUCUGCCGCGGGGGGCUCCCUGCACCAGCCCUGGCACUUCAGCAGCAUCUAUGUCUAAGAAUAAUGUUACUGACCAGAAGCUAAAUCUGGAAGCAGUGAUUAAAAACAUUCACAUGAUUUCAUUGGAGUUGAAGAAAACACAAGAGCUCUCCCAGCUACUCCUUUGUGACCUCAUUCUGUAUUUUAAAUGUCCGGGGGACACAGAUGACUUAAAGGAAACAGAAGGAAACAAGCCCCUCUUUGAAGAGCCUAAAAUAUCAGAUGUGUGCCUUGCUUCCAGAAGUUCUAACUAA
This is a messenger RNA of Sorex araneus (European shrew), 320 nucleotides long. RefSeq names its product chromosome 2 C5orf58 homolog (gene C2H5orf58). The coding region runs from base 78 to 320 and encodes 80 amino acids. Lineage: Eukaryota; Metazoa; Chordata; Mammalia; Eulipotyphla; Soricidae. The transcript has 3 exons. The record is from RefSeq and is a predicted model, not a curated record.